GUUUGGCUCAGUCGGGUCCCGGCUCUCCUCCGCGCGUAAUGCGGACCUUCUCCUGCUUGGGACACCGAAGAGAUACCCGACAACAUCCACAUCGGGAAACGGCCAACGAGCGGCUCAGUUCAUGGAUGGUCGGAAAUUUUAAAAGGAAGUAAUUUCUUAUCCUCGAAGAUUGAUACUAUCCUCGGACGUACUUCUACUAUUUUGCGCGUAGUUUUCAAAGUGAACAAGAAUGUUACUGAGCAGUGCAUUCACCUCUGGAUGCCCGUGGCUGAAACGGAUGGCCACAUUACUUCUCAUGGUUCUGAUCCUGCAGCUGGCGGUGUGGGAGACGAGGCCAUCCACCCAGACUGUGCUCUGGUGGUUCAGCACAUGAAGGCUCAAGAAGAGUGCAACCAGAUCCUCAAACAGGAGGAGAACAACCACUCUACCAGGACAGGUUGUCCGACAGCGUGGGAUGACAUCCGUUGCUGGUAUCGUGCUGAGGUGGGACAGGUGGUCAGUGUCUCGUGUGCCAAUGUCUCCCAGCUGUUUGCUAAUAACCAAGGUUACAUCUACAGGAACUGCACUGAGAAUGGAUGGUCCGAGCUCUACCCCUCCUAUGAGGAGGCCUGCGAGUUCACAGAAUACGAAGUGACAGAACCAGAGACAUCUUACUUCUCCAACUUCAAACAGGUGUACACUGCUGGCUACGCUACCUCCCUCAUCUCUCUGAUAUCAGCUAUUUUUGUUUUCACUGUGUUCAGGAAGUUUCACUGCACCAGGAAUUACAUCCACAUCAACCUGUUCUUCUCCUUCAUCCUGAGAGCGAGCGCUGUCUUCAUCAAAGAUGCUGUUCUUUUUUCUGAUGAAAACCUGGACCACUGCUUCAUGUCUACUACAUCCUGUAAAUCAGCCGUGGCCUUCUUCCAGUUCAGUAUCCUGGCCAACUAUUUCUGGCUGCUGGUGGAGGGAAUGUACCUGCAGACGCUGCUUGCUCUCACCUUUGUCUUCCAGAAGAAAUACUUCUGGUGGUACAUACUCAUCGGCUGGGGUCUUCCUACAACAAUCAUAACGGCGUGGAUCCUCACUCGAAACUUCUACGAUAACAAGGGGUGCUGGGAUGACACAGAUGUGGCCUUCAUCUGGUGGAUCAUAAAAGCUCCAAUAACUGCGUCACUACUGGUGAACUUCAUCAUCUUCAUCAAUGUAAUCCGCAUUCUGGUCCAGAAGCUGAGAUCUCCUGGUGUCGGUGGCAACGACACCAGUCACUUCAAGAGGCUUGCCAAAUCCACCCUGCUUCUCAUCCCUCUGUUUGGGAUGCACUACAUGGUGUUUGCCUUCCUGCCAGAAAACACAGGAGCAGAGGCCCGAAUCUUCAUAGAGCUCGGCCUGGGAUCCUUUCAGGGAUCUGUUGUGGCCCUGCUCUACUGCUUCUUGAAUGGUGAGGUGCAGGCAGAACUGAAGAAGAGGUUUUGGUUUUGGCAGACUCAGAGCUACCUGAGCUACAGUAAAAGACGGCGUACGUUGUUCACUGAAAGCAGCACGGUCACUCAGAUCUCCGUCCUGGACAAAUCCAGCCCCAAAGACCAGCCGGCCUCAGAGACACACACCCUCACACCCAGCAACGUCUCUGCCGUCUGAGGAACAUACACUGGUGUUCACGUCUUGUGUUACAACACCUGCUCAGCAUUGGGACGGCGUCCUGAGCAAGUGACUAAACCACAGAGCCUGAUUGUUGAAUGUUAAAGGUACCUCUUAACUUUGUACGGUACGAAUUCCCACAUGGGCCUCCAAACUUAAGUUUUUUUAUUCACAGUAUCCCACACAACAUUCCCUCAUGAUAUUUAUCAUUUUCAGCUCCCAGGCGUCAGACAGAGAGGCCACAUCUUCUGUUACCUUAUUUAUUUAUCAUAGGCAGGAUUUAGCUGUGGGGUCCCUCCUCCACAUCUUAGUCACAACCACCACAUCAUUUCUCCCCUUCUAUAAACACACCAACAAGUGCACCAUGUAUGUGGCUUAAAAACGUUGUCCUUUAACUUAUUUUAUUACAUGUAACAAAUUAAAAAUCAACCAUAUUAUACUACUACGAUAAUAUACUAUAUAAGUAACAAUUAUGACGAGUAGUUUUUUCUUUUACAGCUCCUCUGACUACUGCUGGUUUAAGUCUCAACUGCUCUGUUUUGCACUGUAAUGUUGUGUUUGUUCACAUGCUAAAUCAUUCAUAAAUGAAAAUGGGCACCAAUAAAAUAAUUUUUUCCUUUAUUGUGGUCUCAAGUAGCCACAAGAUGGACAAUAGUCAGAAGGAGUAGGAGCAGGAGAGGACAAACACACGUUUCUUGCAGCUGUGAGGUCAGUUAGUGGGGAUUUUAUAACAUUUUCAAUUUUUUAGGGUAAAAAUAAGUCAGUUUUAUUUUUAUGUAACAGCCUUUCCUGCAUUAAACUAAUCUAAGAAGAGAAUUAAGAAUAGUUUUAUGAUACAUUUCUUCCCCCACCUCUGCAUCACGUGAGGUCGUUUUUCAAGCAUUUUUUGUAAGUACAAAGUCAGCAGCUGAUUAGGUUUGUCUACCAGGUUGUCCAGUUUGCAAAUGCCACAGGCCCUAAAGGACAUGCUGUUCACAAUAUAUUGAGACAGAAAAAAAACUUAAAUCACUACUUGUGCACUUAAUACUCCUCGAUUUGGCUGAUCUGUAUUUAUUUUUUAUACUUUUUCCUGAUAGAAUUGUUCCAUUCAUUACAGUCUAGACUUCUCUCACAAUGAUGUUCAUGUUAUUCUUGCUCUAACUCAUUCAGUGCCACUGGUCCUAUGACUGCUGGGCACUACACUAUCAUUCUUCUAGUUCUUAUAACAUGAAACUUCCAUCAUUUAAUAGAACAUGCCCAUGUUACCAUCAGUGGCUCUGCAUGCAACAUGUUGCACAGUGCACUAGCGCACAUCUGGAGCACUAGACUGUAAAAGCUAUUUAUCUGUGAGAUUAUUGUUUUUAAUGUCUUUGUGUCAAUGUAAAUAGACCUGAACUAGAGUUUACAUGUAUUUUAUGGCAACAGUGCAGUUCCUGCAACAGAUUUAUAAAACAUAUUUAAUGACCUUGUUACAGUAAAAACAAAAAAGUCAUAAAUAAGGUAAAAACAGAUUUAACAUCUUACUUUGAAAUAGAAGAGUUGGUGUUAAUAUUUAACAGAUUUUUGUAUCAUACCUAUAUGAUAGUUAUAUUCUUUUAUGCUGUACAAUUGCAAAGUGUGGAGAAAAUUAUACUGUUCAUUUCCCUGUUUGUUAACAUUUAGUUUAGUGAUGCACAGGUACUGACUGCUGUGCUAAAGCUAAUGCUAAUCCAGAACCUGUUUCCCAUGAGAAGUUAUUGUGGGAGACUAGAUGAGCUGUUUUCAAGUCAAUGACUGUUUCUGUAUCUGUGCUUUGAAUUUAUAUAUAUGUUUUCUGUGUUUUAACUAUAGUAGGAAGUUAGUAGGUAUGUUCCGUACACUCAGUAUUCAUGUACAUAUAGAUAUGUGCAGUAUUCUUCAUGGAAGGAAUUACUACGUUACUCAGCUACUGACCGCUACAGUGCCUUUAUUAUACAGUAUAACUCACUGUUUCUCUGGAAUACAGAUGGAUGGAACCUACAGUAGGUUUGCAUUCAGAGCUCUGUGUGACAAAAUCAUAUAUUUAAGGUUGUGAUACUAUAAUAUGUACUUGAGUCUUUGCUGUGCAGCAUAACAGAUCUGCUUCUGUGUUGUGUUGGAUUCAAGACAUAAUAAGAAUUGUGCUUAAGUGACAAAAACAAAGCUUUCAUCACAUUUAAAAACUGCAGGGAGGAGAUGGAGGAUGAUAUUCACUGAGCAUGUCUUGAUGUGAUCUUCUUGAGAAAAAAAAGCCUUUUAUGUUGUGUCUGGACUUUGCUUUUUAGAUUACACAGUGUUAUUUCUCUUUCCUCUGACAAAGUGAUGUAGGUUUCUUUUUCAGGUUCCAGUUUACGACAUGAAUGCAAGUUUCUCAUUUGGUGUUCUCUUAUUUGGGCUGAGGGCCAACAUUACAGGAGAAGACUGGUGAACACAUCUGUAUUUUCUUAUUGUUAACAUCCCAUGAACAGACUAAAACCAAGUCCAAGUUCUGACUUCCCUUUUUUUUGGCUGUGGCACUCCAAGACCAUUGCUAAUGACAAAGAAAAACAGUUUUAAAACAACUCACAAACAAAACUCUUUAAUUUCAGAAAAAAAUAUGGCCACUGUAGUUUUUUUCAUACAUUAAUUAGACAGGAAUAAAUUCUGCAUUUGUUAGGAACUAUUUUCAGUUGCGGGUUAUAACACAUUUUAUUAGGAUUUUUUUGGUUUGUUUUUUUCAGAAACUAUUAAAAAUAUAUCAGUGAUCUACACUGUUGCUCUGGGUAACAUGUUCCUUCAUUACCAUGAACACACACACUGUAGUUUAUUUUGACUUAAUCGCACAUACACCAU
Messenger RNA from Epinephelus lanceolatus (giant grouper), 4428 nucleotides. The record is from RefSeq and is a predicted model, not a curated record. NCBI's taxonomy places the organism in Eukaryota, Metazoa, Chordata, Actinopteri, Perciformes, Serranidae.